Messenger RNA from Euleptes europaea (tarantolino), 1789 nucleotides. RefSeq names its product ankyrin repeat domain 13A (gene ANKRD13A). The coding region runs from base 256 to 1764 and encodes 502 amino acids. The transcript has 15 exons. The record is from RefSeq and is a predicted model, not a curated record. Gene Ontology annotation, cellular component: cytoplasm. Lineage: Eukaryota; Metazoa; Chordata; Lepidosauria; Squamata; Sphaerodactylidae.
AGCAGCCCCAGCGGGGGGUUCCCUUUGCACGCCUUGGUCUGGCACAACGACUACCGGCAGCUGGCAAAGGUGCUGGAGGAGCAGCAGGAUGUGGAGCAGCAGGAUCCUCGUGGCCGGACCCCGCUGCAUCUUGCCGUUUCUCUGGGAUACAUCGAGUCUGCCAAAGUCCUGUUGCGGCACAAGGCAGAUGUCACCAAAGAGAACUCUUCAGGAUGGACGGUCUUGCACGAGGCAGUCAGCACCGGGGAUCCCGAGAUGGUUCAUAUGAUCCUGCAGCAUCGGGAUUAUCAUCAAACGUCCACAACCCUCGGUGGGGUCCCAGAACUGCUCCAAAAAAUUAACAAGACUCCAGAUUUUUACGUGGAAAUGAAGUGGGAAUUCACCAGUUGGGUUCCCCUGGUUUCCCGCGUCUGCCCCAGCGACGUCUGCCGCAUCUGGAAGAGUGGAGCAAACCUGCGAGUCGAUAUCACCUUGCUUGGAUUUGAAAACAUGAGCUGGGAACGAGGAAGGCGCAGUCUGAUCUUCAGGGGGGAAGAUACUGGAAACUGGGCAGAGCUGAUUGAGGUGAACCAUGACCAGAAGGUGGUCGCAACGGAGCGCUUUGAAAUCACCCAGCAGAUCCAGCGCCUGACCUUGGACUCCAUGACCCCCAAGAGCAAGGAGGUGGAGAGGCGGCUGACAUCCCCCAUCAUCAACACCUCGCUGGACACUAGGAACAUUGCCUUCGAAAGAAAUACGUCUGGCUUCUGGGUCUGGAGAACAGAGAAGUCUGAAGUGGUUAACACUUACGAAGCAAAGGUCUACACAGCAAACAAUGUGAACGUGGUGACCAAGAUCCGAACAGAACACUUGACUGAAGAGGAGAAGAGGAGAUACAAAGCCGACAGAAAUCCCCUCGAGUCCUUUUUGGGCACCAUUGAGCACGAGUAUGGCGCACAGCAGGACCUCACAACAGAAUAUGCCACAACAAACAACCCGACGGCCAUCUCUCCAGAGGAAUACUUCAACCCAGACUUUGACCUGAAGGACAGGGACAUCGGAAGGCCCAAAGAAGUGACCAUUCGAACUCAGAAGUUUAAAGCAACCUUGUGGAUGUCGGAAGCGUUUCCGCUCUCUCUGGUGGAACACGUCACUCCCAUCAUCGACCUGAUGGCCAGGACCAGCGCCCACUUUGCUCGGCUCAAGGACUUCAUCACCUUAGAAUUUCCUCCUGGAUUCCCAGUCAAAAUAGAAAUCCCCUUGUUCCACGUACUGAACGCUCGGAUUACCUUUGGGAAUGUGAACAGCUGCAGCACCACAGAAGAGGCACCGCCCGAGACCUUGGAAGGGGCCCAGCAGCAGCCAGCCUCUGCCUUUGCGGUGGACCAGUCCGUCUUUGAGAUCCCAAAGUCCUACCGCGUUCAGGAUGAUGGCAGGAACGUGCGGGUGCAAGACGAAGACAACGAGAUCAUGCAGUUUGCCAUUCAGCAGAGCUUGAUGGAGUCUAGCCAGAGCAGAGAGGCCUUGAGGGCCACCUCCAACGGGGCGGUUUCCUACUCGCAGGACCUCAACCUUCAGUAUCAAAGGGCCUUGCAGGAGAGCUUCCUGGCGAACACCAGCCCCGCUGCCCCUGCCGCCCCGCUAAGGGAUUCCUCCAGUUUUGACCGGGACUUGCAGCUGGCCAUGGAGCUUUCUGUCCGCGAGCAGCAGGAGCUGAAGCGGCGGCAGGAGGAGGAGGAAGCCGAGUUGCAGCGAGCUCUCCAGCGCUCCCUCCUGGAGAAUUAGGCAGCGGGGACAGCCACAGCACGUG